Molecule: messenger RNA, 1104 nt
Organism: Lycium ferocissimum
Lineage: Eukaryota; Viridiplantae; Streptophyta; Magnoliopsida; Solanales; Solanaceae
Exons: 5
Coding region: 1-1104 (367 amino acids)
Source: RefSeq, a predicted model, not a curated record
AUGUUGUCAGCUAUCAAACCUCCAAAAUGUGUUAUCAAUGAUCUGCACAAAAUAUUUGCAAGAUUCUUCUGGAAUAAUAGUGAGGAAAGCAGAAGAAGACAUUGGUCAUCAUGGUUGAACUUGUGUAUGCCAAAAGAGGAAGGAGGAGUCGGCUUUAGAUAUUUGUUUGAUAUAUCUAAAGCCUUAUGUGCAAAAAUUUGGUGGAAAUUCAGGACAACAAAUACUCUAUGGGCAAAUGACAUGUGGAUCAAAUACUGCAAAAGGCACAGUCCUCAGAAUGUUCAGUGGAAGGGAGGUUCUCAAGUAUGGAAGGCAAUGCUAAAGGCUAGAGAUAAUAUAGAACAUGAAAUAUGGUGGGAACCAAGGAAUGGAACUACAAAUGAUGGUUCGAACAUAGGAAGAUUGCAGCAAUUAUUCCCCAUGGACAUUGUAGAUCAUAUAUUAGAGGAAUUGCACUUUCAUGAACCAACAGAAGAGUGGGACAGGCCAAGAUGGAUGAUGACAGCUUCAGGCAAAUUCACAGUAGGUACUACAUGGGAACUUCUGAGGAGAAAAACAUCCAAGUCAGAUGUCUUUAAGAACAUGUGGAUAUUAGGGGAAAUGCUGCUACAAAAGUUUGGACAUAUGCUUAAACUGUUGUUGGCAUCACAACACAGUUUUAACAAGUCAAACAGGUUCUUCAGGUCUGGUGGAAUGCAGAUUGCCCCUCAAAGUUCAGAACUAUAUUCAGAGCUAUUCCAAUGGUUACCAUGUGACAGAUAUGGAGGUGGAGGAAUACAGUUCUACAUGGAGGGAAGAUGUUCAUUAACAAAACUGAGGUUUCCAUGGCAGCACAGCUUACCAAGAUGCAUACCUCAAAUCCUACAAGUUUUUGAAGCAUACAAGCCAAGAAUUGUGAGCAAGAUAGUGAAAUGGGAAUUUCCUAUGCCGAGGUGGUUCAAAUGUAAUUCUGAUGGAGCCUCUAGGGGAAAUCCUGGACCAAGCUCUGUGGCCUUUUGUAUGAGAAAUGCAGUAGGUGAUUUACAGUUUGCAGAAUCAAGAAGAAUAUCAGAUGGUUCAAAGUUGCUGGCUGAAGCAAUGGCACUACAGUGUUCAUCAGUUUGA